This is a messenger RNA of Ceratitis capitata (Mediterranean fruit fly), 2598 nucleotides long. RefSeq names its product LIM/homeobox protein Lhx3 (gene Lim3). Gene Ontology annotation, molecular function: DNA-binding transcription factor activity, RNA polymerase II-specific; RNA polymerase II transcription regulatory region sequence-specific DNA binding. The transcript has 7 exons. The record is from RefSeq and is a predicted model, not a curated record. Gene Ontology annotation, cellular component: nucleus. Bases 686 to 2419 code for a protein of 577 amino acids. Lineage: Eukaryota; Metazoa; Arthropoda; Insecta; Diptera; Tephritidae. Gene Ontology annotation, biological process: neuron differentiation; regulation of transcription by RNA polymerase II.
GGUGCGGUUGUGCUUUUUAAACUUCUCGCAGUCGAAAUAGUGCGUAAAUAUACUAUUACAUACUUACAUACAUACAUGUAUGGUAGUCUAUGCAAAUAUAAAGUGUAGCCUUAACUCGUGUCGGUUAUCUAAAUAGUUCACUUCGCUUUGUAAAACCGCCGGGCAAUUCGGCUACGUAUGUACAUAUAUACAAUAACAGUUAAAAGAUGAAGUGGUUAAAAAAUAUAAACGCAAGUUUUUACUUAUAUUUAUAAGCGCCUGAAAUUAGUUUGCGUCUGCACAAAAACAACAAAAUAUUAACGAAAAAUAUAAUAAUAAUUAAUAAAUUUAAUCGAACGCUGUCGGCAGUCGUUUUGCAAUAUAGCCGUCGGUGCAUAACAUACUCUGAUCAAAAAUGAGCCAAUGACUACCGCCAAGUGAACUCUAAAGUGAAUAUUCCACAAAAUAAAAAUAUUUACAUAAUUUAUGAGUUUAUUCAAUAUAAUUUUCUUGUUCCUUUACAUCUACAUCUAUCGUUUGACGUGUAUUCAACACAUAAAUUUGUAAACAUAUGUAUGUGCAUACACCACAUGUAUAUAUGUUAUGCGUUUGUAUGUAUGUAUGUAUGUAAUUACAAAAUUUUAUUGAUGUUUGUACAUAGCCUUCAUUAUAUUAGCAUUAGAAUAGUGAACGUGUUGCAUUAGCAAUGAUGCAAACUUUGAAACCCCCACCCCCACUACUACAACACCACCAUCAACACAAGCCGCAUACACACCCGCAGCCACAACUGCCGCCGCCGCCGCCGCCGCAGCAGUCUCAUUCGUCAUUGGCCUCGUCAUUGCUUAGCAGCAACAUUUCUAUUAUGAAUAAUCAUAUCCAUCAACAGCAACAGCAACAACAACAACAACAACAACAACAACAACAAUCGCAUCCUUUGAUGCAUCAUAAUCAUCAAAAUCCACAAACGAUGAUGCAUCAACCGCAGCCCAGUCACCUAAUACCCCCUGUACCGUCGUUACCUCUGCUGCCCACCUUGCCUGCCUUGUCUUCUGUAUUGCCGCCACCGUCAUUGGCAAACUCACAAGCUCCUACAAUAAUGAAUAGCAGCAUAGGCAUAGGUAAAGGUAUAACGACGGGCAGCAGGAGUAUUCUACAACAUAAUCACAAUUCAAGUCAGCAAACACAACAACAGCGGCAGGGUAGUAGUAAUGUUGUUGCCACUGCUGCUGCGGCUGCCGCUGCUGCUACCGGCGUCCAUCUUGACGAUGAGCCAAAUCCAGAAAUGGUGCUCGCUUUGAUCUCAAGGAAUCGUGCGCUCGAGGCAACUAUACCAAAAUGCGGAGGCUGUCACGAACUUAUACUAGACCGUUUUAUUCUGAAAGUGUUGGAGCGAACGUGGCAUGCGAAGUGUUUACAAUGCAGCGAAUGCCACACACAGCUAAAUGACAAAUGCUUCUCGCGUAAUGGUCAACUCUUCUGCAAAGAAGACUUUUUUAAGCCUACUAGACGAUAUGGAACAAAGUGUUCCGCAUGUGAUAUGGGAAUACCGCCAACGCAAGUAGUACGAAGAGCGCAGGACAAUGUCUACCAUUUACAAUGUUUUCUAUGUACAAUAUGCUCUCGAACACUAAAUACCGGUGAUGAAUUUUAUCUUAUGGAAGAUAGAAAACUAAUAUGUAAACGUGAUUAUGAAGAUGCGAAGGCGAAAGGUCUCUAUUUGGAUGGCUCAUUAGAUGGUGAUCAACCCAAUAAACGACCUCGGACAACAAUUACGGCAAAACAAUUAGAAACACUCAAAACAGCCUACAAUAACAGCCCCAAGCCCGCACGACAUGUACGAGAGCAACUUUCACAAGAUACCGGUUUGGACAUGCGAGUCGUUCAAGUUUGGUUUCAAAAUAGGAGAGCGAAGGAGAAACGACUGAAGAAGGAUGCUGGACGAACGCGUUGGAGUCAAUAUUUCAGAUCAAUGAAGGGUAAUUGCUCACCGCGAACGGAAAAAUUCCUCGAUAAGGAUGAAUUGAAAGUAGACUACGACAGUUUUAGUCAUCAUGAUUUAAGUAACGAUAGCUACAGUACGGUCAACCUAGGUUUAGAUGAAGGUGCUUCACCACAUAGCAUAAGAGGAUCAUAUUUGCACGGUAGUUCCAGUCCACCGCAAUAUCCUACUAGUCGAUCGCCACCACCCGUAGGGCACAAUCACUCAUUUGGUUCAUAUCCUGAUAAUAUUGUUUAUACAAAUAUAGAACACAGCGCAUCAUCGAAUAAUGUGGCUGCGUCAAAGGCACUACGAGUACAUGGAAGUGCCGUUUCGGAUUUAAGUAAUGAUUCAAGUCCAGAGCAGGGCUAUCCUGACUUUCCACCAAGUCCUGACUCCUGGCUGGGCGACUCAGGGAAUACAUCGAAUCCGAGUUCACAAACACCGGGCGUUCAUUACUGAUAUUCGUGCACACGCAUAUUGCUUAAUUAUUUGCAAAUGCGCAAUUUCACUAUUUGGCGCGCCAAGCAGAACGAACCACAAUUCAAGUUCACACACAAAAUCCUAUAACAUUCAACACAUCAUACUAAUUGCUGUUAAAUUAAUAGAAAUGAAUAUUUCAAUAUUCACAAUUCCGGUUA